CAACAAUCACACAUCACAAUGGCUCAACAUCCUGUGUUAAUACGGACAGCAUGGCGCGGGCGACCAUUGCUCCUCCACGGUAAACGAUUCGCAACAUCCCAAGCUUCCGCUUCCGCGUCCACCGAAUCCACGUCCAGCCAAUCGCUUCAAAAUCAUCCAGCGGAUUGGGAGGACCAUACGCCUGCGCUCGAGAACUUCUCCCAGCUACCUUAUAAAGAUUUCGGAAAGAACCAAUUGCUUCAGACAAAUGAGGAUUUCAAGCGUAGUUUGAGGGGCAUCCUUCGGGAGUUUCCUGCGCUCAGCUAUGCGUUUGCGUACGGCUCGGGUGUUUUCCCUCAAUCUGAUGCGACGGCGUCGCGCAUUACGAAAUCGCCCCAUUCGAAUCCGCCGGAAGCAAUACUGAAGUGGCAGAAAGGUGGUGGAAAGAUGAUUGACUUCAUAUUGGCUACAAAGUUCUCUCAGCACUUCCAUUCGCUGAACCUGCGCGCCCAUAAGGAUCAUUACUCCUUCCUCGGAUCCCUUGGCUCUGGCGUCGUAAGCCACGUCCAGGACGCAUACGGCGCCGGCGCAUACUUCAACCCUUACGUCAACGUAAAUGGCACUCUCAUCAAAUAUGCUGUGGUCAAUCUUCCAACACUGCAAAGCGAUCUUUUGAACUGGGACACCCUUUACCUCGCUGGGCGCCUGCAAAAGCCCGUCAAGAUUCUCUUUGAAGAUCCGAAUAUCCGCGUCGCAAACCAGCGCAACCUACUUUCCGCAGUGCGGUGCUCGUUGUUACUACUCCCACCUACAUUUACUGAAAAAGAGCUAUAUUCUACUAUUACCGGAUUGAGUUACCGCGGUGAUCCGCGCAUGGACUAUGGGAGCGAGAACCCCAAAAAGAUUGAGAACAUUGUAAACCACCAAAUCAGGAAUUUCCGUCUCUUAUAUCACGACCUCAUCAAUUCCCUUCCCAAUUUAACAUACAGCGAUGCAAAGGCAGUAUCGAAACCUGGCUGGGAAGAUGACACCGAGCUCGAUCUUAGGCUAGAGCAGGAUAUGGAUCCCGAGCGCCGAGGUAACAUGGUCCGACGACUCCCCAAAUCCUUCAGGGAGAAGCUUUAUUUCCAAUAUCAACGAAAAUUCGCCAUCCCCGGACGCGAAUUUCAAGAGAUGCUGGAGGCAACCAGAGACGAUGAUCCCGCAGGUGGCGUCAAGAAACAGAUUGGUGGCCCAUUCGACCGACGCAUCGCCGCUGAGAAGGACCUCCCGGAAAUGGUCAACAAAACCGUUCUCCAAACAGUCAAAUGGCCCUCGACCGUACAAAGCGUCAAGAGCUUCUUCACUGCCGGCCCCUCCCGAGGCUUCAGAUACCUCCGCGAGAAGCGAGAAAAGGCCAAAGAAGCCUAAAAAGACCAUCGUAACAUUCCGCAACACUUUCUUGUUUUUUUGCAUCCUAGAAGAGUAGGCAUCCGGCCUCAUCAGGCAUUGUAUUUUCAUUUGUACUCUUUUGUCAACAACAUUUCGUCAAAGCAUAGACCAUUAGGAUUGGGGAAUCGCAUCGUAGCCGCCGUAGGGAUUCGGGUUUCCUUUACGGGUCAGGUUUGUAUUAUGCCACUAGGUUCCCAGUGGAGAAGGGGGGCAAAAUUUCAUGAGCUACGCUGCUGCCGGGCAUGCACACCAUGUCGAUGCUGUGCUCUCAAUUAAAGAAAUAAAAACGAG
Aaosphaeria arxii CBS 175.79 is the source of this 1701-nucleotide messenger RNA. Its product is annotated as mitochondrial matrix Mmp37. Gene Ontology annotation, cellular component: mitochondrion. The transcript has a single exon. Gene Ontology annotation, molecular function: phosphatidate cytidylyltransferase activity. Bases 19 to 1389 code for a protein of 456 amino acids. Gene Ontology annotation, biological process: CDP-diacylglycerol biosynthetic process; cardiolipin biosynthetic process. Lineage: Eukaryota; Fungi; Ascomycota; Dothideomycetes; Pleosporales. The record is from RefSeq and is a predicted model, not a curated record.